AGUGUAAAAGUAAAUAAUUCAGUAAAAAAAGCUGGAAAUUUUACGCGUAUUUUUGUUUAGCUUGUUAUAUCUAUGUAAUUCAUUAUUUUUAGCAAGUUAAAAGGCUGUUAUGCUAGCUUGCAAAUGUUAGCAUAACAUUUUUGUGAUGGAUAGUAACUUAUGAAUCUAUUUACGAUCAAAAAAUAGACUUGGUUGCUAAUGUUUUAGCUUAAAAAAACCCGUUGAUGAUAUUCUGCAACAGUUAUCAUUUCUGGUCUUGAACGUGUACUGUUUGUUUUGCUGGACCGGCUCCUAACUUUGAUUCCGCAGUGGAUUAAACCUAUCAUUCAACAUUCUAUGGACUUUUGACACCAUGGCUGCUAUAGUAUUAACCCGGGUUAUAAGCAGGACUUUACUGUCGACUUCUAGAGGGAUCCGGACCAAAGGGGGACACCGGUACUACUGGACACCUCUGAGGAAAACUGCAUUAAAAACUGGAAGAGCUGCAUUCUUUCUUGGACCUUCUGCCCUCUCCUUUUUGGGAUAUGAGGCUUAUCUCAGAGUGCAAAGUUCAGCUGUGGUCCAUGCUUUGGAAAGAGAUGAGUUGUUGGAACAGGCUGACUACCUUUACAGCUGUGCAGAAACAGAGAAACUCUACCAACUUCUGCUGGAACACAAGGACAGUGAUGAUGCAGAGUUCCUUUGGAGGUUGGCCCGGGCGUCACGUGACCUGUCCCUCCUGCCCGACAUGGACGCCACACGGAAGAAACAGCUGACCUACGAGGCCUUCGAAUACGCAAAGAGGGCGUUGGAAAAAGAUGAGCAGUGUUUCGCAGCUCACAAAUGGUACGCCGUGUGUCUCAGCGAUGUCGGCAAUUACGAAGGAGUGAAGGUGAAAAUUGGAAACUCGUACAUCAUCAGGGACCAUCUAGAGAAAGCUGUCGAACUCAAUCCCAAAGACGCCACUUCAAUCCACAUCCUGGGAUACUGGUGUUUCGCCUUCGCUGAACUUCCUUGGUAUCAACGUAAAGUGGCCGCAGUGAUUUUCGCGUCUCCUCCGGUGUCGACGUACGAGGAGGCGCUGGAAUUCUUCCUGAAAGCUGAAGAAGUUGAUCCGAACUUUUACAGUAAAAACCUGCUGAUGCUCGGGAAGACGUACCUGGGCAUGAACGACAAGGAAAAAGCAAUUCUGUGGUUGAAAAAAGCCAAGGACUAUCCGGCUCGUACGCUGGAGGAUAAAGAGGUUCAUAAAGAAGCCGUCGACCUGUUAAAAAAACUGGGAUGAAGGUGGAGUUUGACCAUGACCUCAGAGUCUUUUAGACAGUUAAUAACUACUGAAUGGAAAUAAAAGAUAUCUGUAUAUAAUAUUAUAAUUAUUAAUAGAAGACGAGUGAAUGAAACGACUGUUAAUCCUUUAAUAUUUUAAGUAAAAUGUGGAAUCAAAUGGACAGGAAGUGGAUGAAAAACAUGGAGUUUAAUCCUCAUUUUUGUACACGUUGUCUUUUACGAUUUGUUGAUCAUUAUAUCUGUGUUACAGUUUAUGGCUUUUAUGUUUUUUUGGGUUUUUUUGUAAUUUUUUAAUCAUGUCAGUUACUCAUACAGGUCUGUUGUAAACAAAAAUGCACAUGCAAAAAAUCUGCCAUAAAAUCAUCAUUUAUCAAUAUUUUUCUGCUUUUUUCUCUGUAUAAAUCUUUAAAACCAUUUCAUUUCUGUUCAAACUAACCACAUGUUCAAUAAUUUUCUGAAUUUUAACCCUUUAAACGCCUGUUUGAAUACAUGAUCACACUUGUUUUGUGUUGCUUUUUUAAUAAAACAUGAGAUAUUUUCCAUUA
Sphaeramia orbicularis (orbiculate cardinalfish) is the source of this 1811-nucleotide messenger RNA. RefSeq names its product regulator of microtubule dynamics 1 (gene rmdn1). NCBI's taxonomy places the organism in Eukaryota, Metazoa, Chordata, Actinopteri, Kurtiformes, Apogonidae. Gene Ontology annotation, molecular function: microtubule binding. Gene Ontology annotation, cellular component: spindle microtubule; mitochondrion; cytoplasm. The transcript is spliced from 10 exons. The coding region runs from base 353 to 1264 and encodes 303 amino acids. The record is from RefSeq and is a predicted model, not a curated record.